GGUGAGGGCUGCUUUUAACUGGACACACACGCCCUGCCACCUCAGUCUGCGCUUCCCUCCCACCCUCGGCACACGACACGCCAUUCAAAGAGAACAACCGGCCAGCCAUCAUGAAGACACUCUAUGUUUUGAUGUUCUUGGCGGCGGCGAUGGCGACGGUGGCGGCGCUCCCGCCCCUUGGAAGCCUAGCAGGGUUGCCGAGCUUUGGUGGGAGCGACGACACGUAUGAUGAUUACGCGGACGUGAACCUUUUCGCUGAAGGGGAGAACACCACGGACAUCACGGUCAGCUCCGACAUGACCUCAGACGACAUGACCUCAGACGACAUGAGCAGCGAGCCAUCCACGGGCGGUCCCAUCACGGAAGAACCAGACCCAGACAAUGAGGGCCUCUCUGGCGGCGCUAUUGCUGGUAUUGUCAUCGGGUCCCUCGCUGGCGUGGCCCUCAUUGCAGGCGGCGUGUACUACCUCAAGGUCAAGAGCCUGCUGUGUUUCAAAUGAGCGGCUGAGCACUACGAGGAUGACUGGAUGGAUGACUGGAUGAACUGCUUAAGAAUGGUUAGGAGGAUGACUGGAUAAAUGGAUGGGUAGCUUGUUGAGUGACUGUUUGACUGGAUGACUGGCUGAGGUGUUGAAGAGCGGCUAUGUGGAUGGAUGACUGACUGGCAGGCUGACUGACUGACUGGAUGACUGACUGACUGCGUGACUGACUGACUGGCUGAGUGACUGACUAGCUAUUUGUUAAGUGACCGUUUGGAUGACUGGCUGGAUGGAUGGAUGGAUGACCUGACUGACUGGAUGGCUGAGUGAUGUACUGGCUGACUGGCUGAGUGAUUGGGUGGAUGACUGAAUGAAUGAGUGACUGAAUGACUGACUGGCUAACUUUCUCUCUCUCUCUCUCUCUCUCUCUCUCUCUCUCUCUCUCUCUCUCUCUCUCUCUCUCUCUCUCUCUCUCUCUCUCUCUCUCUCUCCUAUUGUAUGUAUGUUCAGCGUAUAUUUUCAUUAUUAUUAUUACUAUUUUCAUUAUUAUUAUUAUUAUUAUUAUUAUUAUUAUUAUUAUUAUUAUUAUUAUUAUUACUAUUAUUAUUAUUAUUAUUAUCAUCAUUAUUAUCAGUUGUUAUUGUUGUUAUUAUUGUCACUAUCAUUAUCAUUUCUGCGGAAGAAAUUUGAGAACUGCGUCGUAAACUCUAAAAUAAAAGAAAGAACAAUGAAAGAAGAAAAUGAAGAAGAAGAAGAAGAAAAAAAAGAAGAAGAAGAAGAAGAAGAAGAAGAAGACGAAGAAGAAGGUGUUCUCAUCUUAUGUUGAUCAUGUGUGUGUGUGUGUGUGUGUGUGUGUGUGUGUGUAGAAAUGUACAUAGUCCCUCCGAAUAUUUAUAAUCCUUAAAUAGCAACGUUUCAAUUAUUAUCAUUAUCAUUAUUAUUAUAUAUCAUUAUUAUAAUUAUUGUUAUUAUUAUUAUUAUUAUUAUUAUUAUUAUUAUUAUUAUUAUUAUUAUUACUAUUAUUAUUAUUGACCGGAUGAUUUUGUUAGUCUUAUGGUUCCAACAAAUAAAUCAAACACAACCAUU
Molecule: messenger RNA, 1565 nt
Organism: Eriocheir sinensis (Chinese mitten crab)
Lineage: Eukaryota; Metazoa; Arthropoda; Malacostraca; Decapoda; Varunidae
Exons: 5
Coding region: 111-500 (129 amino acids)
Source: RefSeq, a predicted model, not a curated record